UACUGUGCUUUUAAAUGGGAGUGGACAGUUCACUGACAGCUGUCGGUAGGCAGCACACGGGCAGCUACUGGCGAUGCAUCCGCUAUCGGACAACACUCAUCUCGCCGAAUUUGAAAAUUAGCUGUACGCAACGUGUGUCGGAGUGGGAAGUCAACAUGACCUUCGCUUUAUUUACCGUUGGCGUUACUUUUGUGUAACGUUAGCUUACGUUACAGGGACUUCACUGAGUUCACCAUGAGGGCAGUAGUGCGUCGUGUGCCAAGCCACCGCUGUCUCUAACUUAACGUUGGUUUGUAAAAGGACUGGCAGUUAAAAGACAGUCUAACACUUUGAGGAAAUGCGUUGUUGCUAGCGUUGUUGUGGCCACAGGCCGGUGUCCGACAAUGGAUCUAUUGACAUGGUUAAUCACUAGGCGUGGAUUUGCCUCCUCGCCGGCUAAUUAAUGUAAAGUUAGUUGUGGUUUCGGUUGUCUCUGUUCCUACGCGUGUGUGUACGCAGCUUCACAAAUAAAGCGAACUAAAGCGCUAAGUCAACCCGUUCUCAGACAUGUAGUUUGCUUAGGCGGCUAGCUAGAUGGCUACCGAGCUUUGCUGCUGGCAAGUUGCUAGUUAACUCCAACCUACUUGAGCUAACGUAGCUAGAUGUGCCAUAUGGUCGAACCUGUAAGCAUUGAUUAGUGUGGUCUGUUCACAAUUGGAUUAACCAGCGUCUGUCGCCACAGCCAGCUGUCAAAACAUUGUAGUAGCGUUAGCUUAGUGUAGAUAAUUUUCCAACGUUUGUGUGUAACAUAGCUUCAACUAAAAGCUGUUAAGAGUGGAGCAGAGAAUUGACUUUUCCGAUUUAAGAAGUUAACUUACAGCCCUGUUCCUCUGUGCGACGAGUUGACAUGUUAAGUAAACACAGCAGGCAGCAUGUACUAUCACCCACAUAGCUCUUCAUUUAGGCUUUAGUCAUGUGGUUCUUUUUUUUAAAUUAAUUAAUUAAUUAUUUUUUUCCUUCAUCAUUAACACCUCGUGGACAGAGCCAGUGCAGUGUUCGUACAAUUUAGUGAAACCGUGUCUUUUAAACAGGCAUCUUUACUGUAAAGCCCGUAUGUGUGGGGAGGCAGACCAGUGCGUGAGAUUAAACUCAUUGCAUGUCAUGCUAAUUUCCACACCUGCGCCAACGCCACUGUUCUGCAAUAUUAAGUAAACAAAAACUUGUUUUUCUAUUGAUAAAACCAGGCUGUAUGAAUAGGAGCCUGAGGUGAGAGCUGGACGUACAGAAGCGAGGGGGGAAGGAACUGCCCACAAAUAGCCCACUCCACCCUUCAGCUUCAUGCACUGUAACAGAGAAGUGAAGGGACCAGAAGUACUGUAGUCAGUUGCCAUGGAAGACGCUCAGCCCAAACCUGCUGCCCGGGAGCCGAGCCCUGCGCCCAGUCCUGCUCCUAGUCCAGCACCCAGUCCAGUACCCAGCCCACUGCUUGACAAAAUUGCUUUACCUGCAGCAAACCACGUGGAGCACCUAAAUGUGAACCAAAUCCAGGUGGUGGUACGGCGCUGCUCCAGUCCAAAUGUUACAGAGGAGACGACCUACUUUAUUCCUCGAAACCCUGUGGUGGAUGCAGGCACAAACACAGACCCACCAGUGGUCUGCUGCCCUUUGCUCCACAGAUUUUGUCCAUGUCCACCAAGAGGCCUCCUGGCCUCUCUCAUUACCAAAGUCCUUUUGGCAGCUGUGCUCUUCGGAGUGGUUUGGUCCAUCACAGAGGACGAAUGUCUUCCAGGGGGAAACCUGUUUGGCAUCACAAUACUCUUCAUCUCUGCACUCAUUGGUGGCAAAUUGGUGGCUCUCAUCCAUCUGCCCAAGCUUCCACCAUUCCCACCACUCCUCGGUAUGCUGCUGAUGGGUUUCCUGCUGAGGAACAUCCCAGUUAUAACAGAGGGAGUGUACAUCGACUUCAGAUGGUCUACGUCACUGAGGAACAUCGCUCUGGCUAUCAUUCUGGCUAGAGCCGGUCUCGGAUUGGAUCCCACAGCUCUGAGGAAACUAAAGUCUGUGUGUAUACGUGUGGCAGUUGGGCCCUGCGUGAUAGAGGCUUGCACCACAGCUCUGGUCUCUCACUUCCUCAUGGGCUUUCCCUGGGUGUGGGGCUUCAUCCUUGGAUUUGUGCUGGGUGCUGUGUCUCCAGCAGUGGUGGUUCCCUCCAUGCUGCUGCUCCAGAAGGACGGUUACGGCAUGGAACAGGGCAUCCCCACCUUGCUAAUGGCUGCAGGCAGUUUUGACGACAUUCUUGCCAUCACUGGGUUCACCACAUGCUUGGGCAUGGCCUUCGCCAAAGGCUCCACUUGGUACAACCUCCUGAGAGGUGUACUGGAGGUGGCCGGUGGGAUGGUCACUGGGAUUCUUCUUGGCUUCGUGAUCCAAUACUUUCCUAGUGCUGACCAGAGACACUUAGUGAUGAAGCGUUCCUUCUUGGUGCUGGGUCUGUCCGUCUUUGCCGUGUUCGGCAGCAGUGUGGCUGGCUUUCCUGGCUCUGGAGGCCUGUGCACCCUGGUGUUGGCAUUUCUGGCUGGGCUUGGCUGGGGGACGGAAAAGGCACGUGUGGAAGAAGUGGUGGGCUGGGCGUGGGACGUGUUUCAGCCUCUACUCUUUGGACUCAUAGGGGCAGAGAUACGAGUGUGUGAGCUGGAGAGACACACAGUUGGUCUGGGCAUAGCAACUCUGCUCAUUGCCCUCCUGGUUCGAGUCCUCUUCACCUUUGUGUGUGUGUUGUGUGCGGGCUUUAACAUGAGGGAAAAAGUGUUCAUAGCCCUUGCUUGGAUGCCCAAAGCCACAGUACAGGCAGCUAUAGGCUCCACAGCUUUAGACAUGGCCAGAACAAAAGACGACAAGCAGCUGCAGAAGUACGGCAUGGCUGUGCUGACAGUGGCUGUGCUGGCCAUCCUUGUCACAGCCCCCGUAGGAGCUCUUAUUAUAGGGCUCUCUGGACCUCGCCUGUUACAGAGGCCGAAGAACUCAGCCUGUGGUGAGCGAGUCAAACCCAAUUUAUCAGCUUUUUUCUUAGGCACUGCAGCAGAAGGUGAAGAUGAUAAUGAAACUCCUGUCACCUAUGAAAGCACACUCUGACACCACCUGUCUUCAUCCAGUGAGUGAGGACAUUUAAUGACACUUCCGGUGUGCAUUCACACCUCGGAUAUCUGAGCUUUCUUUCAGCCACCGAGUGGCUCUUUGUCUCUCCAUCUGCUGGUCUGCUCCCGAUGUUUGCGGUGCUGCAGGUGAACCCAUGAAUCACCCUGUAUUUAUAGCCUCUGGUGUUACAGGGCCUCAGGCUCAAAACAAAUGACCCAAAUUCAAGCUUCUGCACUGUCGUGCUGUAUGAACAGUGUACAAGAGGUGGUUUUGUUUCUGGUCUCAAAUGAAUGUUCAACCCUAUAUAUAAAGUACUGUCUGUGUGUUUGUGUGUGUACAUAUGUGUGGUUUAUUUGUUUUGUAAGGCUAUUUUUCCCACUUGUCACAUUCAAUCAACCCACUAUUUGCCCAUUUUUAAUGACUACAUAUCUGUAAGCCAUUUCCUGUAUUUGGACUUGAAAAGGCGAUAAUGCUGUAUUUUAUUAUAAACAUCUUCCUUUGGAGAGCUACUUAACUGAAUGUACUGACAGUAGCAGUAUUUUUAUUUUUUUUUUAUUUAAAAUUAGAGUAGACAGUUGACAUACAUUUAAGUCUUUAGGUGUUCUGUACUCAGUACAUUUUUUCCAGCUAUGUGUUUGUGUAUAUUUUUUUAAUAAAUUAUGUAUUAGCUGUUUGUCUUGGUGAUGAGAAGGGUUUGUGUUGUUUACAAGUACUCAGGAAAACUGAAAUAAUCCACAAUACAUUCCCCUGGUUUAUACACAAAGCUGCUGAAACUCCUAUCAUCUACUACAUGGCAAUUUGUCUGCUUUCAAUGUUAUGAAUUGCUCACCAGUGAUAAUGUCCAUGUCCAAAACAUUCAUGUAAACCCAACCUUUUAUAGUUUGAUUAUGAUUGAAAGUAGAUUUAGAUUUUUUUCAUCAUGUUUGUUACAUAACUUCUGAAUUUUUUUUUUUAAAUUACAGAAGUAUGCAGUGUAAGUUGUUUUUGAUUCGUUAAAAUUUAUUUAUUUUACCUCAUUCAAAAGGUUCUUAUAUAUUAUUAGCAACUAUUUGAUAAUUCUGCAGUAUUUAGCAUAAAUAAUUACUUUAAUAUAAAAAAAUAAUGAAAACAAAUUAAAAAAAUACCAAGAAUUGUCCAUCUCUGAAUUUUGUGGCUAUAUGUAAAAUACAUUUCUUCUGUGUGGUGAAUUUGCAACAUAGUGUAUAUUUAUACAGUUUGAUGUAUGUUUAGUAAUGAGUUUAAUUUACCUCUGCAAUCCUUGAAGUUUAGAAUUCAGUUUUUUUUUUUUAAUAAACUAGAAAACUUGGCGCAAACACACACCAAUACUGAUGCACUCAUCAAAUGAUGUCAUACAAACAUGAUACAUGUGAAUAGUUCAGUUGAUUUUUUUGUUUUUUUUUUACUGCAAACAACAGUAGCUGGACUCAAACUAUUCCCAUCGCUUUCUGUUAAUAAAAAUGACAAAUACACAAAUUGUCAGGU
This is a messenger RNA of Xiphias gladius (swordfish), 4596 nucleotides long. Its product is annotated as sodium/hydrogen exchanger 9B2. Gene Ontology annotation, cellular component: membrane. The record is from RefSeq and is a predicted model, not a curated record. Bases 1369 to 3111 code for a protein of 580 amino acids. Gene Ontology annotation, molecular function: antiporter activity. Gene Ontology annotation, biological process: proton transmembrane transport. The transcript has 12 exons. Lineage: Eukaryota; Metazoa; Chordata; Actinopteri; Istiophoriformes; Xiphiidae.